AGUAAAGGAUUAUAAACCAAUAGUUGGUGGCGCUAGUGUUCCGCCAGGUCCCAUUAAAGAUAGUUUUCGCCAAUAAAACAAAGAAGAAGAAGACGGAAGUCGGACAGCGAAUCAACCAAUCAGAGGAGGACAACAUGGGCGCAAAGAAAGGGUAAAAGGAAGCUUUAUUGCCGCCAUUUCACGUGAAAGCAGUGCCGAAGGAAAGACGUUCAGGGCUAAAUAACAACCAACACAGUAAGAUUUCGAAUCAAAUACUUUAACCAGAGAGUUAUAAAGCAUUAGUAACAGUUUUAGCAAACGGUACGACCCAACAGUUUUAGUCUUAACCGGUCUGUCCUGUUGCUUGUAGACGAAGAAAAUGAGUUACGGAAGGCCGCCGCCAGACGUUGAGGGAAUGACCUCCCUCAAAGUGGACAACUUGACUUAUCGAACUUCACCGGAGACUCUACGACGAGUUUUUGAGAAAUAUGGUCGUGUGGGUGAUGUGUAUAUCCCCCGUGAUCGGUACACCAAGGAGAGCCGCGGCUUCGCCUUCGUGCGGUUUCUCGACAAGCGCGACGCCGAGGACGCCAUGGACGCUAUGGACGGCGCGCUGCUUGACGGGCGGGAGCUCCGGGUGCAGAUGGCCCGUUACGGACGACCACCGGACUCCAUGUAUAGCCGAAGAGGUGCUCCGCCACGCAGAUAUGGAGGCCGUUCAGCUAGCCCCCGUCGUCGCAGACGCAGCCGCUCCAGGAGCAGAAGCCGUUCUCGAUCCAGGAGCCGCCGCCACUACAGCCGCUCCAGAUCCCGCUCCUACUCCAGAUCCAGGUCUAGGUCCAAGUCCAAGACCAAGUCCAAGUCUAAGUCUAAGUCUAAAUCCCGAACCCCAAGACGGAGCAAGUCAAAAUCUGCCUCAAGGUCUCGGUCCCGCUCCAGAUCCAAGUCAAGGAGUCGAACCCCGCCUUCCAACAGAGGGUCCAAAUCCAGGUCCAGGUCCAAAUCCAAGAGUAGGCCUAAAUCUCCAGAGGACAACGGAGCAGAGUCUUAAACCAAACGUGGACACAAUAUGACGGUAUUCAGGGGACAGGGUGGUUUAAUAAAGGUCUUUUUUUUUUUUAUUCUGAUAGUAUUCAGUACUGGGAUAUUCUGAAGUCUUGAUGCUACAUUAGUCAUUUGCACAAAUGCCACAAAGUCUGUAGAAUCCUAAUUGUUUUUAGAAAUUAAAAUUAGAUUGAAACUGAUAUAGACAUUCUUAGGACUGUCUUUGCUUUACUUUGCUUCUAUGUGCAGUCAAGCUAAAGCAUACACAGGCAAUAGGAGAUUUGGCUCCAAAUGAUCUUCCACAGCACAUAUUUCAAAUUGGGGUGAUGUGAGUGUGUAUGGGAGGGAGGGGUGGUUGGGACGUGGGUGCUUCACUCAAAACGUUCACCUAAAUGUGGAAUUUUUUCCUCCAAGCUGCGGAGUCCUGUUUGCAAAGAGAGGAGGAGGAGAUGGGGGUGUGGCAGUGUGAGAGCAGUUAGUGUGUGACCCGCCCAUGUGACCUGCCUGUUGCUGAGAGCGUUGGCAGUUGCUAAGGAGCAGGUCACCAAGGCAACGGUGGUUGCUAUGGAGCAGGUCCUCAUGGCGGUGGUUCGAGAUGUCAGUUGGUGUAAGGUGGUGGUGUGGUGAGGUACGUUCACAGGGAUCACAGGCAGAUGCGCUGAGCUCUGUUCCCACCCGUGCCUGUGGUUUUCUCCGCCUCUGACAAAGGGAACGGACCCCGAGGUUUGUUUUUUAAAUAUGGCCAAGUGCAAGAGUCAUAUUAGAGCUAGUCUCUGGGAGAGUGGGGCCAACAAGAGUGUGUAAGCAUGAAAAUGACUAGUAAUGUUGGGUAUAAUACCUCAAAAAAAGCCAAUAUGAUAAAUUUUUGUGUCAGGGGGAGGGGACCUCAGAUCAUUACUGCAUUUGAAUAUCAAGGUCAGUUGUAGGAGUUAAUAUAAUCUUUUUUGUUUUGCUCUGGUGAACUCUAUUCUGUCUUUCCUUCCAGAUCUCAGAUGAUCAAGCCUUUGUCCAGGACAUCAGGAUGAGUCACAUUGAGCAAGUGGACUCCACUACUACCUUUGAAUGCAGAAUGAAAGGUUAUUGGAACUUGGUCUAAAAUAUUUUAAAUGUUUCAGUUGAGUUAAUUUGCCUAAACAAACUGUAACUUUGUGUCAUCAUUGUGAAGUUGAGCAUAUUGAAAGAUUUUUUUUUUCACCCCAUUUAAAUUUGACUUUUUGCAUUUCGUUGAAUUUGUACUUAAUAAACAAUUUUUGGAUUUUUUUUUUAAUGAAGUCCCUGGUUUAAUAUUCUAAAUGGACAUGAAAGAGUUUUACUUGUGGAGUUAUAGCAAAGGGUCCUGUUAGAUGUUCAAAGCCCUUACACUUAAUGAGAAAAAUGGCUUGAUGUACAGUGACAAAGCAAAAUAUUGCAAUGCUACUUAAUUUGUGACUUGCUAAUCGAGCAGCAUAGGGUUUUCUUUUCUGUCAAAUCUCUUUCUGUCUGUUUAAAGUUGCUUUCCUAUGACUCUAACCCUCUUUCUUGUGUAUCUUUUGUGCACUAGGCGCAGUUGUGUAGCAGUUGAGUAAUGCUGGUUAGCUGUUAAGAUGCGGUGCAGUGCGAUGGUGACAUGGUGUGGCGUGUUGCGGUGCUGAGUGCCCGGCACUGUUCCGGGGCUCGACCCUCCGCUGCUGUUUGCCGGUUUGUAAGCUCACAGGUGUGGCAGAUCAUCCAUCCUCUUCUGUCUUGUGACCUGUCCUUUCCUCCAUGUACAUUACAGGUUCUCUCCUCCUUCCUCUCAAUUCUCCCUCCUCUCCUUUUCCUCCCUCUGUCGUUAUCCACUAUUAAACUGGUUUUGCUCGCUUUAUGAAAUUGGUUCCAGUGUGACUUCUAGUGAAGGGUUUAAAGUGCAGUUCUGGCUGCUUAAUCUGUGUUGCAGUCUUUUUGUCAAUUUCUCAAAUGUCUUGUAAUUGCUUCAAGUGAAUGCUAAUAAACAUCAUUGUUGUAAAUAA
Messenger RNA from Monopterus albus (swamp eel), 3011 nucleotides. It is a transcript of the gene srsf2a, whose product is annotated as serine and arginine rich splicing factor 2a. NCBI's taxonomy places the organism in Eukaryota, Metazoa, Chordata, Actinopteri, Synbranchiformes, Synbranchidae. The coding region runs from base 359 to 1030 and encodes 223 amino acids. The record is from RefSeq and is a predicted model, not a curated record. The transcript is spliced from 2 exons. Gene Ontology annotation, molecular function: RNA binding.